CCUAUUGGCUGCAUUGUGGAAACGUGUGCAAUCUGUAUCAGAAACAGAGUUGUGUUCGUUGUCAGGAAGAGUAGUGUAAAAUUGAUAUUGCCAUCCGUAAUGCAGUAUAGGAGUAUCCAGUAACAACGUCAAGAUUUAUACUGAUAUUAAUAUUGCCAUCUACAAAGAAUUUAAAAAUGCAGGAAUCGAUUUUUGAUAUAUUUGGAUCACGACUUACAUCUCUGCAACCAACUGUCAGGCCAUUGCCUUCUAACACAUUUCAGACUGUGAAAGGAGAAGAUAAUGUGAGACUCAAAGCUUCUAGUGUGAGUGGUCAUCCUUCUAGUAAGAAGGCUCUUGGUGAUGUUGGAAAUAAGAUGAAGUCAUUUCCAGACUCACAGGAAUCAAGGAAAUUAUUGUCUGCCAACUAUGAUCAAGAAAAUUAUUUUCCACAGCCAUUGUAUAAAACUCCACUGUCAAAUAAGAAACCAGUAGCACCAAAUAAGGAAACACCAAGUUUGAAGUCAACUGUGCGAACACCAUUGUCAGACGUAAAAACAGUAUCAUCUGUAUCGAAACAAUCAUUUCAGAAUUCAUCAGAAUCAACUGUAUUAAAGAGUGGAAGCAAAAAUUUACUUUUGUCUGAAAUAAGUUUGUUUGAAGAUCUUAUGAAUGGAGAUGCUAAAGAUUUGUCUUGGAUGCAGCCUGACGAUGUUGAGGUUUAUGAACCUGUAGACAACUAUGAAGAUAUUAUACCCAACAGCCUUCGUCCGAGCGAGGAAGAUAUACAGAGAGUGGUACGUUUCUGGGACAUGCACACAGAUCCACUGGAAUCUGAUUUUGAAAUUGGUCCAUUUCUUCCAGUCAUUGAAGAACUAGAUGAUGGGUUUGGGCAGGUGCCAUUUCCAGAUGUAAGCUUUGAUGACGACGUACCUCCUGUACCAGUCCCUCCAACAGAUUGAUGUGUCUGGGACAUGAUGUCUAAUUAUUAAAUUACUCAGUGAUGAGAUAUUUUCUUUUUUUUAAAAAAAACCAGUAAUAUUUGAAUUAAUGUUGAGUUUACUGUUGGUAGUGUUAACAGUCGGAAUAUAUAAUUCUGAUGUUUUGUCUUUGAUUAAAUAUGUUUCAUCUGUAAGAUUUGAGGUUUUCACAGAUGAAACA
Zootermopsis nevadensis is the source of this 1140-nucleotide messenger RNA. RefSeq lists its product as uncharacterized. The record is from RefSeq and is a predicted model, not a curated record. Lineage: Eukaryota; Metazoa; Arthropoda; Insecta; Blattodea; Termopsidae.